AUCCUGAAUGUUCGUGUACAGCACUGGAUCGCCAACAAUCUUUUCGGCAUCGCUUUCGCAAUCAACGGCGUGGAACUUUUGCACCUCAACAACGUGGUGACGGGAUGCAUCCUGCUAUGUGGCCUCUUCCUCUACGACAUCUUCUGGGUGUUCGGCACCAACGUCAUGGUCAGCGUCGCCAAGUCUUUCGAAGCGCCUAUAAAACUGGUGUUCCCUCAAGAUCUGCUGAUCAACGGUCUGAGCGCGUCAAACUUCGCGAUGUUGGGGCUUGGCGACAUCGUAGUGCCGGGCAUCUUUAUCGCGUUGCUACUACGCUUCGACAAGAGCCUCAAGCGCGGCUCUGAGUUCUACUUCCGUGCGACGUUUGGCGCAUACGUUCUGGGACUAUUAUGCACCAUCCUGGUGAUGCACAUCUUCAAGCACGCGCAGCCGGCGCUGCUGUACUUGGUCCCCGCCUGCCUCACCACGCCGUUGUUGCUGGCGUUGCUUCGCGGAGACCUCCAGGCUCUCUUCAACUACGAGGACCAGAUGCCUGUCGUUGAACCGGCGGCGGAGGGCAGCGGCAGGUCCAAGAAGACUGAGUAGACGCUCAGUCAGCCGCUUCUCACAGCACAACACUGCACACCUGUUCAAGUACAUUACGACUCAAUGCGUCACUCUAUUGGCUGGUAUCGAGUUAGAUCGCGAUAUCGACUAUGCACACUUUACAAACAUCAAUGUCACAAAAAGGUGCAGCUAUUCAAUUGUAAUCUUUACUCUGUCACAAGAAUACAACAUAUUUUGUUUGGACUACAAGAUAAUGUCAGUACAGAGUACUAAAAAAACCGACCUUACAAGUUUAUUAUUAUUUUAUUGAAAUUGGUUACCGGAAAUCGGUGCGCGAAAUUCAUCCCCUAGUUGCCA
Messenger RNA from Hyposmocoma kahamanoa, 903 nucleotides. Its product is annotated as minor histocompatibility antigen H13-like. Gene Ontology annotation, cellular component: membrane; lumenal side of endoplasmic reticulum membrane; cytoplasmic side of endoplasmic reticulum membrane. Gene Ontology annotation, molecular function: aspartic endopeptidase activity, intramembrane cleaving. The coding region runs from base 166 to 585 and encodes 139 amino acids. Gene Ontology annotation, biological process: membrane protein proteolysis. NCBI's taxonomy places the organism in Eukaryota, Metazoa, Arthropoda, Insecta, Lepidoptera, Cosmopterigidae. The record is from RefSeq and is a predicted model, not a curated record. The transcript has 3 exons.